CUUUUGCUCUCGCAGAAACCCUAAUUCUCUCACACAGCAUAGACGCACGCGUAUAUUAUAUAUAUUAUUUAUUUAUUUAUUUUUAAUUAUUUAAAAUUGAAAUUUUUUUGGACUGAGCUUGUUGAGAACGAUAAUGGAGGGUCCGAUAGGGCAAAAGGAGAAGCAGCUAGAGUUCGCUUUGGCCUCAGUCUCUGAGCUUUCUUCGGCUUCUUCAGCAGCUCAGUCUAAGCCACUGGUUGCUCGGUUCUCUGCGGAUUUUGGAGUCGCGGAGCUUCGAUUUCAGCAGGAAUCUGAAUCAAUUGCUGCUAUCAAUGUUGAUCUCCCAACCGCGAAGCUAUUCAAAUUGGGCCCUGUUCAAUCAGUUUGCAUAUCUGAAUGUUCUGAUUCCAGUAAGGAGCAGACAGCAUAUUCAAGGGGAGUCAACGUUCAAUUUAGAAACGAGGAGGAGAGCAGGGCCUUCCAUUGUACAUUUGAGCAAAAGAAAAAGGAAGCUCUUCAAGGAAAACAAUUACAAUUACCAAAUGGAACAGUUUCAGAUACUAGAAGCAAGUUUGAUGAUAAAAUAGAGCCAUCUUCUUCUAAAAUGUACUUCCAUUAUUAUGGACAACUAUUGCAUCAGCAAAAUAUGUUACAGGAUUAUGUGAGAACAGGAACCUAUUAUGCUGCAGUUAUUGAGAACCGUUCAGAUUUUAUUGGUCGUGUAGUAGUUGAUGUUGGUGCUGGUAGUGGUAUUUUAUCAUUAUUUGCUGCUCAGGCUGGUGCAAAGCAUGUUUAUGCCGUGGAAGCAUCUGAAAUGGCAGAAUAUGCACAAAAGCUUAUUGCUGGGAACCCAUCACUGGCUCAACGGAUUACAGUGGUCAAAGGUAAAGUAGAGGAAGUUGAGCUGCCUGAGAAAGCUGAUAUUCUGAUCUCGGAGCCAAUGGGAACGUUAUUGGUUAAUGAAAGAAUGUUGGAGUCCUAUGUGAUUGCAAGAGACCGGUUUCUUAACCCAUAUGGGAAAAUGUUUCCUUCAGUUGGAAGGAUACACAUGGCACCUUUCAGUGAUGAAUAUUUGUUUAUUGAAAUUGCAAAUAAGGCCCUCUUCUGGCAGCAACAGAAUUAUUAUGGUGUUGAUUUGACAUCCUUAUAUGGAUCGGCAUUCCAGGGAUACUUUUCUCAGCCCGUGGUAGAUGCUUUUGAUCCCAGAUUAUUGGUGGCUCCUCCAAUUUUUCAUGUGAUAGACUUUAUGAAAAGCAAGGAAGAGCAGUUAUAUGAAAUUGAUGUUCCGUUGAGAUUUAUCUCCUCAGUGGGUGCUAGAGUGCAUGGCUUGGCUUGUUGGUUUGAUGUACUGUUCAAUGGGAGCACUGUACAAAGGUGGCUUACCACUGCCCCUGGUGCACCAACAACACACUGGUACCAAUUACGUUGCGUUCUCUCUCAGCCAAUUUAUGUCAUGGCAGGACAAGAAAUUACUGGCCGACUCCACAUGAUUGCGCACAAUGCUCAGAGUUAUACGAUAUAUCUAACAUUGUCAACUAAAAUGUGGGGGCCUGGUGCUGAACAAGAAGGAAUACUUCAGACAUCAUCAUGCAAACUUGAUCUCAAGGAGCCCUACUACAGAAUGUCUCAACCACAAGCCUAUCCGUUAGCCCAAGAUCAGCAGCAACAUCAGCUAAUAAGCACGCAGGAUAUACCAAUUCAAUCGCAAGAUUUAGAAGAAGCUGAGUUAAUGCAGCAACCAUCACCAAAUUCAGACGCUCAGCUCAAUUCAAUAAUGGGAAAUGUUUAAAUUUAGAGGUGCCCAAGGAACAUUUCUAUCAUGGGCAUCCAUCUGUUUGUAACAUAAACCUGUUUCCCUAGCAGUGCAAGGGAUAGGGGCACGGCCGAGUUUACUUAUAAGCCCCUCCUCUCUCCUCUCCUGCAUUUAUUUAGGUCUGAUCCUGUAAAUUAUGGUGACAUGUUUCAACUAUUUAUUAUUUGAGUGGUUGUGCAGCA
Alnus glutinosa is the source of this 1974-nucleotide messenger RNA. Its product is annotated as probable histone-arginine methyltransferase 1.4. The transcript is spliced from 15 exons. Gene Ontology annotation, molecular function: protein-arginine N-methyltransferase activity. Gene Ontology annotation, biological process: peptidyl-arginine methylation. NCBI's taxonomy places the organism in Eukaryota, Viridiplantae, Streptophyta, Magnoliopsida, Fagales, Betulaceae. Bases 134 to 1768 code for a protein of 544 amino acids. The record is from RefSeq and is a predicted model, not a curated record.